Malassezia pachydermatis is the source of this 1647-nucleotide messenger RNA. RefSeq names its product 2-amino-3-ketobutyrate ligase. The coding region runs from base 1 to 1647 and encodes 548 amino acids. The record is from RefSeq and is a predicted model, not a curated record. The transcript has 5 exons. NCBI's taxonomy places the organism in Eukaryota, Fungi, Basidiomycota, Malasseziomycetes, Malasseziales, Malasseziaceae.
AUGCUACAACGCGACGCACGCCUGACACCGCACGAGGCUUAUGCACUGUUCUUUGCCUGUAUAGAUACGCCUGGUGUAAGAUCUUCCUUUGUCCCGCUUUUGGUGCACCUCACAGAACAUCGUCAUGUUACAGCGCACCGUAUUCGUGUCCUACUGCGUACAUAUCAGCAAGACAAGGACCCAUGGCUCUACAGCAUGCUCGACGCUUUUGCGACGUAUGAGCCAGCCUUGUUAUUGCCUGUGGACCAAGUGCAGCGCAAACCGCACCAUGUCAAGGUCCAAGUCCCUUUGGCUCUCUGGGCCCAGGCUCUACCUUACUUGCUGCUGCCAGAUAUGGUCCCUGGCCUUGUUGGCGAACCGAAACGAUUGCGUUCGCAUGUGCCGCACAGAAUCCAGCUGGCUCUGCUGGUAGGUGUUGGCGGGAAAGAACCUUCUCUCGAGGAGGAAGUAGGUGCUCGGCUUGCUACCUCGUUGGGCCGCUUGCUUGCUGCCAAUGCCAUGUAUGCACAGCGCCACGACCCGCAUAUCCAUUGGGACACAAAUACCAUUCCGCCCUUUGAUGCUGCCGCUUUUGGAUGGCUGGAGCAAUUAUACCCCUACUGUGCAAGCUUGCAGACCGUUCCCCUACCACUUCUGCCGUUCAUCGCCCAUGUGAUUCAUAGUAUGGGCCAGGAUGCUGUGCGCUGUAUGACAUCCACUCUGCCCGUUGCACAGUGGGAACAUACAUGGCGCCCGACUAUGCGUGCACUUGUACGCUUGUAUGCAUGGAUGCCGCCCUUGGUAUGGACAGAUUUUUUCCCGCGGUUUCUGCAGCCGCUAUGCUACCUAGCAGCGUUGGAUGAUGUCUCAGAUUUGUUUUCUUCGCAAGUGUUCUAUGCCAUUGCACGUAUGAUACCCCAUUGGGCAGCGUACCAUGCCCCGGAACUCCAGGAGCUUGUGUUGUGUGCAUGGGAGCUUCAGGCGUCGCUCAUGCUAGGCGGUGAUCCCACACUGCCUGUCUACAUGGGCAUCCUGGAUGUCCAUCGCGCUAUGGCCCAAGCUCAAAUACCUGAUGUGACGGGCAAAACGUUCCCUUUCCCCUUCUUUUCGCUCGCAGCGCCUCCGGCUAUGGCUGGCUCUGUGGCCACGCUCGAUCGACUUUGUGAGCAUGUGUGUAUGUUGCGUGCGAGUGUCACAAAAGAGCACCAUGUGUUGGACGCUCGCCUGGUGGAUGAUAUGGCAACGGCCCUGGUAGACAUGCUAUGGAGUGGACGGGCCUUUGCUCAAUGCUUGCAGCGUGGUGUGGUGAUAGAUGGCAUGGUUGCGUGCGAUCGGAGUGCAGUAGCUGUCUGGAAGCAGACCUGCGAUGCCUUCCGCAUUGUUCCGUUUGUGCUUGUGGCGUCGUUAUCGCACGGGCCUUGGCUGGCCCCCCUCUUCGAGCAGUACUGUCAUGAAGCAUUGCUGCCAGGGUACAAUAUCCGAGCGCCAAUCACGCCUUCUGCACUGCGUGGGGCUCGAGGGGCAGGCUUGCCUAUGGACUGGCAAUACACCGACGUUCGUCGGCAUUUCCUUGCAUGGCUAGGGCAGCAAGGAGCGCCGUACAUAGAGCGGCUCCUCCAAGCCCUUGUCCCCUCGUUGCAAACGGCGUCUGUUCGUAUUCUACAAUAA